This is a messenger RNA of Symbiodinium sp. CCMP2592, 2238 nucleotides long. The record is from the annotation of a GenBank genome assembly. Lineage: Eukaryota; Dinophyceae; Suessiales; Symbiodiniaceae.
AUGGCCGAAGCAGGGAGAAUCUCGAAACCACUUGUGACGAUCAAAGAAGCCCUUCACAGCUUCUAUUACAAGGAAAGUCAGGAGAUGGAAGAGACGCCUGAGACCUCGGAGAUGAAGCUCAGAAGGGAAAGGAAUAUCACUAAAUCCGCCAAAGCAAUCCUUUCAAUGCUGACUGUGAUCAAACGAAAGUGGACGAAAUGGGAGCUCCCACGUGAUGAGGACAUUCGCGACAUGGUAUUGGAUCUGGCAAAGGCUGUUUCGAAGGCUUAUUCUGCUUCUCAGUCAAACAGAGCACGUGUUGUUUUCAAGUUCGUUAGAUGCACUGCUGUUGCGUGCUUGCAGUUUCGCUGGGCUGUCCCUGAUUGCUGGUCCGCUUGCUCAAUCCAGGAAGGCCGCUGUGCCCUAGCAAAGUCGCCCCGGCAACCUGCAGCCAGUGUUGCCUCAACCGACUGUUCAAGUGAGAUGGACGACGAGUCUCUUCGAGCGGACCUGCUCUCGAUGUCCGGACGAAGCUCAGCGGAGUCCCAAGGCAGCACGGAAGCUCGAGGCAGCAGUCUGCUAUCUUAUUUGAAGGCUCCGCCCCAAGAGGAGCUUGAACGCUUGCUCGGCAUUUCGCUGAAUCCCGAAGCAUAUCGGAAAAUCACGGCGGUUGCUCGUGCCGAUGCUCCAAAGGAUGUCGGACAUGUUGUCGAGAACCCGGGUGGCCCGGAUAGCGAGGUUCCCGGUGCAGGGGCUUUGGUGCCUGAUCCGGCUCCGGAGGUGGCCGCUCCUGUAGAGGAGGCAGCAGAAGCCGUUGACGCCGGUGGUGUUAGUCACACUGGUGAUGAUGGCGAGGGUUUGCUUGCUUUGCAAAACGACAGCCCGUCCAAGAACAAGCCUGAUCCGUUGUUGAAGAAUGCUAAUGUGCCGAAGGAGCUCGUCAUGCAGUCGGCACCCGAUCUUACGCGGCGCAAGCUUGCGUUUGAUGACUCCGAUGCAGAUGAACAGUCCACUUCAGCCGGGCGCGAGAUCGACUGCCUCGGAGAGCCGGUAUGGAGUGGGGAGCCGGAAUCCUACGUCGACGAGUGGCUGCGAAGGGAGCGUGAAGCAGAUGAGGCUCGGAUUGCUGCAAGCGCCAGGUCGCAGCGCUUGAAGCGGGCAGCGGCACUGCUCGAGGAGGAGGAGUCUGCGUCGGUUCUCACACGGCAAGAUCAAUUGGGUAUGACUGCGGGCAAGAAGGGCAAGUUGAACAACGGCGACGCCGAUGAGGAGGAAGCUUCAGAGCCUGAAGUCCCGGCAAAAAAGGGUGGCAAGAAGGUCGAGGCUUCUGAGGAUGGUGUGGAUGAUGAGGAGCCGGCUGGCGACGAGCCGGCUGGCGACGACCCACCCGCUCCUUCGAGCCGGAAGAAUCGGACAAAGCUUGUGCGGAAGUCUACGAAGCACCGCUUGAUCGCCAAGCACAAGAAGGGCAAGAAGGGCAACAAGGGCAAGAAAAGUGCCAAGGCAGCAGACGCUGCUGAUCUUGACAACAAGACCGAAUACUACAGUGGUGAGGAUUGGCCCGGAGACGAGGAAGAGUACGAUGGAGCUGCUCCUGAAGAGCUUCCUGCCGAGCGCCCUGCAAAGCGUGGUCGUGGGCAGAUGCACAAGAAGGCCAAGCCGGCCAAGGCUUCCAAGCCGGAGCCAGCUGAGGAGGAGGAGGAGGAGGAGCAGGAAAAGAAUGAGGAAGGGGGGGAGGAGAAGGUAUCGACGUUUGCCCGCCGAUAUUGCCCAACGCGACCGCUUUUCAAAGCGAAGUUUUUGGGGAUCCGGGACGCAUUCGACCUACGAAUCCGGCCAUUCCUCAAGUUCCCGGGCAAGUUGGAGGACGACUUCUGGAAGUAUGUGGCCCAGGCUACGAAGGAGGACAAGAUCUCAGAUCCAGAUGCUUGGGCUAAGGUCUUCAUCCUCGCAGUGCUGUGCCUGCUGUUCAACGAACGCUUCAGGCUUGAGAAGGACUCUUCCUCUCCCAGGAACUACACGAAAGAGUUUGCCGAACACAUGGUCGAGCUCUUCCCGAACUUCAAUGAGUGCCCGGCCCUGCGGCACAGCUCCAUGAUAGAUGCCUCGACGAGGGAUAAGCUUCGGAGAAUGGACAUGGGUGCAGACGAUUGGUUGGAUGCUGGUGUUCCCGAGCUACUGAAGUACGUAUACGGUGCUAAAGGGUUGGUCAUCCCUCCAGAAUGGAGAGAUUGCUUCCCGGGGGCUCAUUUUCAGUAG